Messenger RNA from Perca flavescens (yellow perch), 3085 nucleotides. RefSeq names its product UDP-N-acetyl-alpha-D-galactosamine:polypeptide N-acetylgalactosaminyltransferase 18b (gene galnt18b). The record is from RefSeq and is a predicted model, not a curated record. Gene Ontology annotation, cellular component: Golgi apparatus. Lineage: Eukaryota; Metazoa; Chordata; Actinopteri; Perciformes; Percidae. Gene Ontology annotation, molecular function: polypeptide N-acetylgalactosaminyltransferase activity. The transcript has 11 exons. Gene Ontology annotation, biological process: protein O-linked glycosylation. Bases 812 to 2641 code for a protein of 609 amino acids.
GUCUGCAGUAAUUAUAUUUCCCUGCACUGGUCUAAUUACAGCAGCGCGUGAAAUGAGUGCAGCCUCUCCUCUGCAUCCUCCUCAUAUGGUGAGCUGGACCAGAGCCAGACCUAUAGCCCAACAUGACCCCACCACACCUUGAUUCCUCACGGAGACCCCGUUGUCUCUAUCUCGUGGCUUGAUCCAGUAUUGCAGCAAGACAUCGCACUCCUUCAUAUGUUCGUUUGGGUCUCAUCGCAUCGCAAUAACUCCAAAAGUGUUUACUACUCUUGCGUGACACUGUGAAAGAAAAACUGUCAGAGAUUCAGCUGGAUUUGUCUCACUGCUAGAGAAACGAGCAUUGCACAUCAAAUGAGCAGUUUAAGGUCGGUGUGGGGCAAAUAUGUCGCUGUUCGGACAGAAAUAGGUCUAUGGAAAUAGUCCGGUCAGAUCCACUUUCACAGUGAAUCAGUGCGCAGCGUGGACGCGUGCAGCACGGAGGCUGUCAGUCCUCACCAUCCCUCCCAUUGGCUGCAGCAGGAUGCUCUGUGUGUCUCCUGUUUCCUUGAUCCUCACAUUCAACUGGAGCCGACGGAGGUUCGCGGUGGAGCAAGAGGGAGAACCUUCACCUGUAGAUAUUUGACAUUAACCUGUGUUUAACCAGCGACAAAAACCCACACACACACACUUUUGAAGUGAAGGCUCGCGCUUCGGAUAUCGCAUCGCUGCACAGUCACUGGAAAUAACUUAAAUUUUCCAGUUUUUUGCGGGCUGCUGUCGCCCUGUCCUCAGGUUUGACGGGAUACUGCAGGCUGUAUGGAGGGAUGUCGGCAUGGCUUGCACCAGGAGAACCAAAACUUUGGUGUCCACAUGCGUGAUACUGAGCGGCAUGACCAACAUUGUUUGCCUGCUCUAUGUCGGAUGGGUAACUAAUUACAUCGCCAAUAUUUACAUCAAAGUUCCGAUGCCUUUACCGGAGAGAAAGUUAGAGGGUGACAAAAGAGGGGACACUCUCCGGAUCAUGGAGAGGCUUGAUCGGCUGGAGAAUGUGGUCAACCAGCACAUACAAGAGACUCCAGGGAGGGGAAAGGACGGUCAGGCGGACACAUCAUUCUCUGACUCAUCGCUGUUCGCUCACUGGGGUCAGGAGCUCGGCCCGGACAACCGGCGUGUGGCAUUGAAGAUGUUCCAGUACUAUGGAUAUAAUGGCUACCUCAGUGAUCGUCUCUCUUUAGACAGACCAAUACCAGACCUCAGGCCUGAUGGGUGCAGAAACCUCACUUAUCCUUUAAACCUCCCUCAAGUGAGCAUUGUGUUCAUUUUUGUGAAUGAAGCCUUUUCCGUCAUCCUGCGGUCCAUUCACUCUGCCAUCAACAGAACGCCCUCCUACCUUCUCAAAGAGAUCAUCCUGGUGGACGACAACAGCAAUAACAAUGAGCUAAAGGAGAAGCUGCAGGAUUUUGUGUCUGAGACUAACAGCCAGCAUCCAGGAUUCAUCAAGAUGGUGCGUCAUGCCAAACAGGAGGGUCUGAUCCGGUCCAGAGUGAGCGGGUGGAGGGUUGCCACUGCCCCAGUUGUUGCCCUGUUUGAUGCCCACGUGGAGUUCAACGUUGGCUGGGCUGAACCCAUUCUGCAGCGAAUUAAAGAAGACAGAACUCGCAUAAUCUCCCCAUCAUUUGAUAACAUCAAGUACGACACGUUUGAGAUUGAAGAGUAUCCGCUGUCUGCCCAGGGCUUUGACUGGGAGCUGUGGUGCCGCUACCUCAACCCCCCCAAGUCCUGGUGGCACAAGGGCAACAAGAGUGCACCAAUCCAGAGCCCGGCCUUGAUUGGCUGCUUCGUGGUGGAUAGGCUGUACUUUGAGGAGAUUGGUUUGCUGGAUGAGGGAAUGGAGGUGUACGGGGGAGAAAAUGUUGAGCUGGGCAUUAGGGUAUGGCAAUGUGGCGGCAGUGUUGAGGUCCUGCCUUGUGCUCGAAUCGCCCACAUAGAGCGUGCUCAUAAACCCUAUACCGAGGAUCUGACGUCUCAUGUGCGGCGAAACGCCCUCAGAGUUGCAGAAGUUUGGAUGGAUGAGUUUAAAAGCCAUGUGUACAUGGCCUGGAAUAUUCCCGUGGAGGACCCAGGGAUUGAUAUUGGCGAUAUCUCUGAGAGGAAGGCUCUGAGGAAGAGGCUGCAGUGUAAAACUUUCCGAUGGUACCUGGUCAACAUCUACCCUGAGAUGAGGAUGUACAGCGACACCAUCGCAUAUGGAGUACUGAAAAACUCUCUGAAGAAUGAUCUGUGUCUGGACCAGGGGCCCGACAAUGACAAUGUCCCCAUCCUGUAUCUCUGUCACGGGAUGACACCUCAGAAUGUGUACUACACCAGUACUCAGCAGCUCCACAUCGGGCUCCUCAGUCCCACCGUUGAUGACGACGACAAUAAGUGCCUGGUCGACGUGAAUAGCAAGCCACGCCUCAUCGAGUGCAGCUAUGCCGCAGCCAAACGCAUGAAGCUCCACUGGCUCUUCACUCAGGGAGGAUCCAUUCAGAACAGGAAAUCAAAGAGAUGCCUAGAGCUUGUAGCGAGCAGCGACAAUGAGUUUGGCUACCAACUGGCUCUUCAGAAAUGCACUGGACAAAAAUGGUUCAUCACAAACGUGAUGUUUAGCAGCACCUUAUGAUCGACCUCUGAAGGUAACACUGGAGUGAAUAGAUGGAGUUGUUUCUUUUGUGUGCACAUGUGUGUGAAAGGAUAAGAAGCAGGAGUCCGACAGAAGAGCGGUGCAAGGUUGAACACCAUCAUUUUGAGCACCACGAUGUCCUCUGGUUAGCUCGAGUCGAAAUCACAUCGUAAAUGUUAAACAUUUUAUUUUGCUUACACGAUCAGCCAUAGUUGGCGGAUAUUUUGCAGAUUUGACAAGGUAGUAUAUUUAGUAUAUUUUGUGGUAAAUACAGUACAGUCAGAUUUUCGUUGACUUAAAAGAUGUAAUGGGUCCAAUAUGUUUUUGUACUUUGUUCAUAAUUGCUACUGUGUAGCAAGCUUUCCGAAAUCUGUCCCUGCUUUAAUUAUUUUAUUUUAGUGUCUCAGGUUUGUAGGUUUAUUAUACUGUACAGUUGUGGGGAAA